AUGAAGGUUUUCUAUACAGCUCUUUUCUGCAUUGCCGGAGUCCUUGCUGCUGAUGAGCUCAAGAAGGAAGAGGCUGCUGGAGGAUACUACGACUCUCCCUCCGCCGCUGCUCCAAACAACGGAUAUUACGGAUAUGGAGGAUACGGCUCUUACCUUCCACUUCCUCAACUCGAAGACCGUAACGUAUGCGAUCUUGAUGCUUCCGUCCUUCUUGUAACAGACUCUAGACGCCAUGGACACAACCGCGCUGUUAGAGUCAGAUGCUCCGAAAUCGCUAGCUACGAUGAGGAUUCCUGCAACGUCUGUUGUCAACAUGCCGCUCGUCGUGAUCUUGAGCUUAAGAACAUUGACAUGACUGGAUUCCUCGCCAUCGUUUAUGAGAAGAACAACAAGGAUAAGGAACAAGAAGAAGUAGAGGAAGUUGAUGAGGAAGAUACCGUAACAAGAAGAAAGCGUGGAGCCAAGAGACACUGGGACAAGAAGAACGAGGUUGAGCCUACUUUCGUCGAAAUCAGCGAGUUCAAGCCUGAUGAGCUCGGAAGCAACGUCAAGUGCGUCUGCUGUGCUCCAAAACGCAAGCUCCCACCACCACCAGCUUUCUACCCACAACCUGCUCAGACCUACUCUGCUCCAGUUUAUGGCGCUCCAGCUCAAUCAGCCCCAGCUUAUGGAGCUCAAGCCGCUCCAGUUUACUCCGCUCCUGCUGCUGCUGCUCCAGCCUAUGCUGCUCCAGCUGCCGCUGCUCCAGCUUACGGAAGCCCAGCCGCCGCUCCAGCUCAAGCCCCAGUUCCAGUUCAGUAUUGA
Molecule: messenger RNA, 804 nt
Organism: Auanema sp. JU1783
Lineage: Eukaryota; Metazoa; Nematoda; Chromadorea; Rhabditida; Rhabditidae
Source: the annotation of a GenBank genome assembly